CAACACAACAACACAACACACACAUACAGCACUCCAAGAAGCUUGUUCUCAACCACCACACCCCGGCUUUGUGCACCGGCAUCCUUCCGAAUCCCCUUUCUCUGCUUCGAUGGAAACCGCGGCGACGGAACGGGAAUCUCCUGCGGAACAAGGCGGUGCCAGGGUGCCCGGUGGCGGGGCGGCUGCGGAAGAGCCCGAAACGGACGAAGGGCCGGCGGACCGGCCGCCGCGGCUUUUGCCGCUGCAGAACCAGGCCUCCCACGGACGCUCGUUUUCGGGUGCGGGUCUUUCCCCGGUGGGCAGCAAGGGGGAACCACGGUCGUGGUCGCCCCUCGGCUGGAAGGCCGAGGGGAACGUUCGCUUUGGCAACGAGGACUGGGAGGGAGCCCUGGCGGCCUAUCGCUCCGGGCUGGAGGCACUGGAGCAACAAGAACAACAACAACAACAACAACAACAACAACAACAGCGGAAAACGGGCACCGAGCCGACGAACACCGACGACCGGGCCCUGGAAAUCGCGCUCCGGUCCAACGCGGCCUUUUCCCUCCUGAAACUGCAGCGAUACGACCGGGCCGAAGAGGAGUGCAGCACGCUGCUAUCGAUAUCGCCGCACAACAGCAAAGGUACGAGGCUCCCCGCCGCUGUCGAACGAUUCAAAGGGUGUUGGCGUUGCGUUGGGUUGCCUUGCGUUGCGUUGCGUUGUCUUGGGUUGCGUUGCGUUCAAUUCGGUUGGGUUGCUCUUCGUUGCGUUGCGUUCGAUGUCCUGUUUCUUGUCGCCAGGCAGCACCGGGACUCAUUGUUUCUUCGCUGUCUAUUUAGCUCUCUAUCGACGUGCGUGUGCCAGAGAGGGCUCUUACUUUGCUUGCAGCGUUGAUGAUGCGGGUGAGAAAAACAGAACCAGCAAGUUCAUCGAACGAAAGAAAGAAUUGCUCGACGGGGCCAUUGCCGACCUGAAACAAGCCGUGCAGCAAUCAUCCUCCGGUAGCGGUACCGACGGCAGCAAUACGAACGAAAACAAGCGAAAGAGCAAUGCCGGGAUUCUGAAACAGUGCCGGCGAUCUCUGGACCGGUUGCAAAAGGAGUACGAUCGGCAGGAAACCCGGCGGUGGCAGCCCGAUGGACCCAAACAAACAGACAGCGAUGGCAACCGAACAAACGACAACAACACCGAUUCUGCUCCGCCCCCGCAAAAAGGACUCCAAUCGCAGCAAAAGCAAGACGUAUUGAGGCUGCUGCUCGCGCGAUACCAAAACGGCCGGGUGGCACCCGGGGAGGCGUUUUUCUUGCUGGAAUGGAACUGGUGGGUCGGUUGGUGCCGAUACGUAAACUUCUUUGAUUGCCCGGCCGCCAAGACGAAGGACGCAUCCGAGCGGUCGCGGCGGCUGCUGUCGUAUCUGCCCCCCGGGGCGUCUCUCCCCCUGAGGCUUCGCAAAGACUACAACGACGACGACGACGAUUCGUCGGACGACGAAGACGACAACAACAAUCCGCUGCCGGUGGUUCCGGGACCCAUCGACAAUUCCGAGCUCACCGUGACACCCGGCGACGUCUUCUUUGAGCAGUGGUAUCUGCCGGUCCCCGGUCUCCGCACGGGCACCGAUAGAACCAAAACCAGUCCGGGGCAAGGGGACUCCUCGGUUGCGGGACGACCAUCGCUCCGGCCGAAUCUGGUACGGGGCUACCACUAUGAAAUCCUGCCACGGGAGGUGUACGGCGCGCUGCGGUCGUGGUACGGAGAAGCGACCAAGAGCCUGUGCCGGCGGGCGAGAAACGACGGGACGAUCGCCCUGUAUCCCCCCGGGCCGGUUCUUCGAUCGAGCAAGCUCGGGGUGCUCGAUCGGUCCGUUCCCCGGUGCAACGCGUGCUUGGCACCGGGAGCCUCUCUGCGGUGCAGGCGGUGCAUGGCGGUGCGGUACUGUAGCAGGGCGUGCCAGGAAUCCCACUGGCGGUACCACAGGCCAAGCUGCAGGCCGGUGGUGGCGGAGCAGGGAGAACCCGGUGCACCGAGGAAACCGCCCGAGAUACCCUUCCCGUCGGAGGGCGGCAGAUCCGGACUCAACAACCUCGGCAACACUUGCUUUAUGAACUCCGCCCUGCAAUCGCUCGGCCACGCGACGCCGCUGACGCGGCAUUUCCUUUCGAACCGCUUCCGGUCGGACCUCAACGCCUCCAAUCCGCUCGGAACCGGGGGAAAGCUGGCCCACGCGUACGAGGCCUUUGUCAAGGACGCCUGGAUGAGGGCGGGGAGGGGUGCCGUUUCGCCGACGGCCCUGAAGCGGGCCAUUGCCCUGUUUGCCCCGAGGUUUGCGAACCGCAACCAGCACGACGCACAGGAGUUCCUGGCCUACCUCCUGGACGGCCUCCACGAGGACCUCAACCGCAUCCGAAGGGCACCCUACGUCGAGAUGCCGGACGUGACCGAUGGCCAGAACACGACCAUCGCGGCGGCGGAGGCCUGGAACGCCCACAGGCGGCGGAACGAUUCGCUCGUGAUGGAUGCCUUCUACGGGCAGUUCCAGUCGACCUGCGUCUGCCCGAGGUGCAACCACGUUUCCGUUUCGUUCGACGCCUUCAACCACGUCUCCCUGGAGAUUCCCUCCAGCGGUGCGGCGUGGGCGACGGUGGCCGUUCCGGUGCUGGUCCAUUUUUCCGACGGGAACCGGAAACCGGUUCGGUAUGGGGUGACGCUCCGAAAGCAGGCMUCCGUUCUGGACCUGAAACGGGCCGUGGCAAGCUUGUCGAAGAUCCCCCCGGAAAAGCUCAUCGUGACGGACGUGUACGAGAACAGCAUCUAUAAGCUCCUGGACGACAAACAAAGCAUCCUGUCCAUAAAAUCAACCGAGGACACCAUUGUUGCCUACGAAGUGACACCUUACACCGUAAAAGACACCCUGCACAUGAUUGUCACGCACUCCUUGUCAACGGACCCAAGCCGCAGCGGCGAAGCCUACGCCGACCAGACCACGAGUGGAGCUGUUGGGGGCACGGACGGGGGCAAGGGCGCGGGAAGCGAUGGCAAUGGCGAUGGCCCGGAGGAAAACUAUUUCGGGUUGCCCUUCAUGACCUCGAUCGAUGCAAAGAACAGCAGCUGCCGCGAUCUGUGGCAGCUUCUUCGGGGCUUGGUGCGACGAAUGGUUCCAGAAUUCACGGGUCCGAUCGCGGGGGAAGGCGGCUCUCGACCGGAAAAAGUCCUGGUCGUUCACGUCGUAGAUGCCCAGGGUCGACCACGACGCAUCGUUCCGAAAAUGGGUGCCAGCGGUGCCACCAGUGUUUUGCCGGAGUGUUCCAAAACAUUGCUGUCGUCGAUUCUGGGGGAAGACUGCGCAGAAAAUUUCCUGUUCCUCAAUCUGGUUUGGAAACCCCUCGCCUCGAACAAAAAGAACGGUUCGAGGAUAGAUCCGAAACGAUUUCUCGACUUUGACAUCGACCCGACACUCACCGAAGCAAUCCGUCGGCAACAAUCAACAAGUCGGUCGUCGACGAAGCAGGGUGUUACACUAGAUCAAUGCUUUCACUCCUUCUCGAGACCAGAACGAUUGGAUAGAAACAACAUGUGGUAUUGUUCGAGGUGCAAGGACCACGUUCAAGCAUUGAAGACGAUGAAACUCUGGAGAUUACCAAACAUCCUAGUGGUUCACCUCAAGCGGUUUGAGUUCAAGCAUGCUCUUCGGCGAGACAAACUGACCACGUACGUCGAUUUCCCGCUCGCGGGCUUGGACAUGAACGCCCAUUGUGCCCGCUCGAACACAACAACGGACAAGAACGAUUUUGCGAACAGCUACGUUCCGGCCGAUUACGAUUUGUUUGCAGUCGUCAACCACUAUGGUCGACUGGGGUUUGGCCACUACACUUCCUUCGCGAUGCAAUGGGACGAGACGGGCAUUUCAAAGGAAUGGAAUGCAUUCGAUGACUCCAGUGUGCACCCCGUCGAGCCCUCGGAAGUCCAAUCCUCGGCAGCGUAUAUUCUCUUCUACCGCCGGAGAGUGUUUCAUUGACACAUAUGGUGCACCGGCCC
Messenger RNA from Pseudo-nitzschia multistriata, 4015 nucleotides. The record is from the annotation of a GenBank genome assembly. Lineage: Eukaryota; Bacillariophyta; Bacillariophyceae; Bacillariales; Bacillariaceae.